This is a messenger RNA of Mya arenaria, 18797 nucleotides long. RefSeq lists its product as uncharacterized. Gene Ontology annotation, biological process: error-prone translesion synthesis; double-strand break repair via homologous recombination. Gene Ontology annotation, cellular component: zeta DNA polymerase complex; nucleus. NCBI's taxonomy places the organism in Eukaryota, Metazoa, Mollusca, Bivalvia, Myida, Myidae. The transcript is spliced from 33 exons. Bases 147 to 14453 code for a protein of 4768 amino acids. The record is from RefSeq and is a predicted model, not a curated record. Gene Ontology annotation, molecular function: DNA binding; DNA-directed DNA polymerase activity; nucleotide binding.
AAAAUAUCGACACCGACAACAAAACUUCCGACAGAGGUCGCUAAAAAAUAAGAAGAAAGUGGAGUAUCGAUUUAACAGUUUACUGUUUGUAGUUGCAUAAAUUUUCUUAUGAUUUAUAGUAUGGAAGCCAGUUGAGAGUGUGCGCCAUGUUUUCCGUGCGAAUUGUGAGUACGGACCAUUACAUGGCCACACCGAUCCGUGGUCUAGACGUUACAUACGCCGACCAGCGGGCCACAGAAGUCAAGAAAGUUCCUGUUGUGCGCAUCUUUGGUUCCACUCCAUCAGGCCAGAAGACAUGUAUGCAUGUUCACGGAGUGUUCCCUUACCUGUACGUUCCAUAUGACGGCACAGUGCCCUGGGACCGCUUCCUUCGACAAUUUGCCACCAGCCUCGAUAAGGCCAUCAAUGUGGCCCUGGGCUAUGGUCAGGCACCAACGCAACAUGUGUACAAGAUUGUCCUCGUAAAUGGAAGAGCGAUGUAUGGUUACCAUGACGAAGAGCAGCAGUUUUUGAAGAUCUACUUGUAUAACCCUGGCAUGGUGAAAAAGGCUGCUGAUCUGCUGCUGGGAGGAGCCGUUCUCAACAAGCCGUUUCAACCCCACGAGGCCCAUAUACCCUACACACUGCAGCUCUUCAUUGAUUACAACCUGUAUGGAAUGAACCUGAUCAAUGUGGCUGCUAUCAAGUUCCGAAGAAAUGCCUCAGAUGUGCAGCCUGUUAUGGGUAGCCAGGGGUCAGAUGAGGGAGUGGGUUCCACCCCUAGAACCCCUGUGACUUUUACGGGUCUGCUGAACAGAUCAGGGACCAUGACCCCCUCACAGCAGGUCUGGGACGCAGAAAAUAUACCAAGCGAGAUGUACCUAGACAGCCAGGUGGAGAGAAUGAGCACUUGUAAACUGGAGGUGGACGCUGUGGCUGUCGACAUCAUUAACAGGCUUGAGAUUGGAGAUAAUGUGGGUAAUAACCCCGGCCUGGCUGCUCUUUGGGAGGAUGAAAGGCAGCGUUGUAGAGACCGGGGAGAGAUAACCGAUAUUGCCCCACCAGAGUCACAAGAUCGAGGCAGUGUACCACUUUCAGACAGUGAGAUAGAACUUAGAGCUCGUCUACAACAAAUACUGCUUGAACUGCAGCCUUACAUUGACAGUCAGCCAAAUGAGGAAAGCAGCAGUUGUGAAAGUGACCUUCCAUUGACACAGGCAUCAGAAGUUGACCUUCACCUCAGUCAAGAUGAGAUGUCUGGUACCCAGGAUAUAGAAGAUGAGGCCGACUUGGAACCAGUGGUCGAUGUUCCGUCUAUCCACCGCAUUGUCUCAGCCAGUCAGAGCUUCUGUGACAUACAGCUAGACACACCUAAAGUUCCCAGCCAGGAUAGGUCACUGGUGGAUAUCUUGGCUUCACUGGCAGACGAGAGUUCUCCCCCUUCCUCCCAAAAUGCAGCAGUGGUGUUGGGGGCCCUGGAGGAUAAAGACAGUGUCUUGUCACAGGUGUCUGAGCCUCUGAGUCAGGAGGAGGCUAGACAGGAGUUGGAGGAGAGCCUGGAGAUGACACAGAGAGUCUGGGACGGAAUUGAUCAGGGUGCUGAUCUCGAUGAAUAUGACCUUGCGGGUCUGGAUGACACAUGGGUGGACUCACAAGAGGCGGGGCCCUCCAACACGACACACCCCCAGCCUGAGUCAGCCAAUCAGGAGGCUGAAGGGUCAGAUAGUGACAGUGAUAUGAGUGAUGUUAUUCCGCAGUAUGAUGGUGCCAAUGAUGAACCUGGUAAAGCAGGAGGGGUAAAGAGAAUGGGAAUGCGAGGCCCAGCAUCCCGGACAGGUGCCAUUGAACAGCAGAAUAGUAUAGCAGCCGUGAACCCGUUCGGUGACGUCCCUGAAACCAAUAUGGCCGCUCAGUUCAAUGCAGGCAACCAAAAUGUCCUUGCCCAUGCUGGACAACAGGCAAUGUGGAAUCAAUCCGCUGGAAACCAGCAGUGGCCAGGACCUAGGUAUAGAAGCCAGCCGGGUCACCAGAUACCCCCCAGGUCAAAUUUUGAUCCCCGUUCUCAAGAAGGGUACCAACAAAUGAAAGCUGCUAUGGAAAGACAAUACAUGGGUCAGUUUGAACAUCAGAAUAGAAUGCCUAUGGGGCAUCAGUUUCCAACUUCUACGGCAAGUGAUAAUCCCUACAGUCAACAUGGUGUGAGAUUUAUGAGCCCAGCCAUGGGUGGUUACCCACACCAGAUGGAAGUUCACAGACAGUUGUCUCCAAGGUCGUUUAAUCAAGCCCACCCGGGCCAGUUUUCAGCAUCCCAAGGAUAUGGCCCUACUCAACCAGCUUCUCCUCAGUUCAUUGCUACACCUUUACCACAAGUCAGCCCUACUUGUAGUCAGAUGGGAGAUACAACCAACAUGCCCUCCAAUGUUACCUCAUAUCAACACAUGCAGGUGAAUAGAAAGCUCGAAUCUGCUAUUAGAAGUAAACAAGCUGGUCAGACAAUAAGAGGAAAUAUACCAGCACACUAUUCACCCACCAGUGAUGAUCAGUUCACAAAUGACUUUUCUCAAAAUGCCCAACAACAUAAUAGGAAUAUGGCAUUUCAGGAUAUUGAAUCUUUAAAUCAAAGGUCUAGCCAAGUCAGAAACUCUUCUGGUUCUAUGUAUGAAAACAGUGAUUUGAACAUUUAUCAAAGACGGGACUUAACGAAUCAGGCGAUACCUUACAAUGCUACAGUGCCACGCAUUGGUGGGCCUUUAAGGCUUCAGACUGAUGCAAACCCUAGUCAACAAAAGGUCAAUCAAAGGAGUCCUGGACAAGGAUAUUGCCUUCAGCGUCCGAGGCUUCUCGAUCAACAGAUGGUCAGAGGGGGGGUACCUUCACCAGAGGCCCUUUCUCCGGUAAAUAGAAAUAGUGGUAAUUCUGGUGGAAAGUCUAGUCAUAGUCAGCAAUCUGAAGAAAUUUUCUUUAUGAGGCAUGUUUCAGCCAAUGGCGAUCCUCCAAGUAGAAGUAGCGUGGUUAAUACUGGCAGAUCGAGAACCCCUCUUGGACUGCAACAGAGUGCAAUAUCCCCCCCACUGAACCAUCUCAGCCCACCCCAAGUGCACGUUUCCACAGAGCAACCAUUGGGUCCAGUGUCUCGUUACUAUCAAGCUAGGCUUGCUGCUGAGAUUGCUUCAAAAGAGCAAGCGAAAGCAAAGAGAGCUGCUGAAGAAAGCCAAAAACAUACUCAAUAUGAAGCAAUCAGUCCACCAGCUACGCCAGUGUCAUUACCUGUGACGUCAAAUGCCCUCUUGACCUACCACAGAUCUUCUGUGCCAUCUACCCCAAGUCCUAGCUCAAAUACUAACCAGCUCAGUCCUCUUGAAAGGUUACUAUUUGAUCCAGAAAGUGAUAACCCAGCUAAACAGGCGUUUAGAAGUGUGAGUCAAAACUCUAAUGCCAGUGUAUCUUCAUUGCCAGGUGACAAUGAGACUAAUUUUGGAGCUUCAUUGCAGAGAAGUUCUAGUGUAGAAAAACUAGGAAAUUCUACCAACCAACAUAUGUCUUAUAAAUCUCCACAAAGUGCUAAUAUGUACAGUCCAGGUUCUCAAAGGAAGAUAGAAAACACAAAGUUGUACAAUUUGCUGUCAAGCAACACAUCCCCUGGGUCAAGUGUGAAGGAAAGCUUGCAACAAAGUGCUAAUGAAAGUCAGCAUGACAGCCAACAGGAUUUGUUCGCUGAUUUGGAAAACUCAAGAAGUCAGAGGUCAUACUCUCAGCAAAAUAGUCAAAGUAGCUCCAAUAUACGAGAUGACAGCCUUAUAUCACUCUUCAGUGGGAAUUCAUCCAUCAAACAAUUUACAGAAACCCCUCCCCCUCCACAGGCUAAUAUGAGAAGUGGCCUCAUGUCAAACUAUCGGCAGUUUCAAGAAAAGGCAUCCUUAGAUAGCUUAAAGCAUUUGGUUGAUGGGGUGACAAGAGGUUCAGAGUUUGGUGUGAACUUUAGUAAGGCCAUAUCUGACAAUACAACUGCCAGAUCUACAACUCAAUCAUCUUCCAGUGGACAGAAAGUUACAGAUGAUGUAAAUGAGGUACCAACCCAUAGUCCUGGAAUGCCAUAUGGUAUCUCUGGUCACCAUGCUUCACAACAACAACAGCAACAGUCAUUAGCAGGACAUCAUCAGCUUCAGAGAUCACAGUCAGACCAGCAACAGCAACACCCAGUCCAACUCAGUCCCGUUCAUUCAGGUGCAUCUGCAGCUGGUGGUCAUUUGGGUGUUCGGCACAGUCCAGCCAUGGCCAGUCCUUCACAGCCCAGCAUUCUACAGAGUGCCUUGAGCCCUGGCAAUCCCCGCAUGACAAGCCCACAACAGGGGCUUCCUCAGAUAAGCCGCAUACCAAGUCCAAAAUUCACAGACCCUCCUCUUGGUUCUAGAAAUGCUAUCACCGACUGGGCAUUGCAAAAUAAUGCCAGGCCAGCAUCCACUAGAGGGAGAGGAGCAGGCCGGGGAGGGACUGGCAAGCGGGGAAGACCUAGAAACAUUGACAGAUCAGCGAGCAUGCCGGCUGGUACUCCUGCUGGUGACACUUUCCCAAAACGCAAAAGAGGCAGGCCAAAGAAAGUACCAAAUUCUCCAGUGAAUCCACAUUUUAGCGGUGUUAUGCGUAAUACUAUGGCUAAUACUGGACAGCAGAUGCAACAACCAAUACCUCAGAUGUCUACAGGUUUCCCUUCAGGUCAAAUGAAUGCAUCUCAUCAGCAGUUUCAUAUGAGCGGUCAAGAUUCAAGAAUUCAGCCAAAUAACCGUGACUGGUCGCAUCAGCCGUCGUUUCAAGAAUUGUUGGAAGGUGAUGCCUCAGAUUUGCUUGCAGAAUUUAACACAAACUUUCCCACAAGUCAGAUGAAUCAAUCAGUUAAUGACCAAGGCAUUGAAAACCCUCAAUUAAGGCAAGAUAUGCACAGGCAGAAUUCUUUGCAAAGCUUUAACACUGAAUAUUUCACCAAUCCACAUGAAAGAUAUGAUCCAAACUCAUCAGCCAGAACUAGUGUGGACACAUUUCCAGACCCUGUGGUUAAUUCUAAUCAGCCAAGCGUUGGCCGUCUAGAACAGACGUCAGCUCUUCAGGGUCAGUAUCCAGAUUUAAGUCAAAGAGCACACGGUGCCUCUCAACAAAUUUCUCAGCUAUCACAGUUUGGCCAGCAUUUGAAUCUCCAGAUACAACCAGAGAAUCAGCACUAUUUUCAGAACCAGUCGCAGACUGAUCAGUCAUUCCAAGGCCUUCUUAAUGGUGAUCAGGAUGGUCAAGGAUUUCAUCUCUCGCAAGCUAUGGACUUAAGUGAGCCUCAAGAGUUUGAUGCAGGCUCAGAGUCAACUAUGGGUAGGGCUUUGUAUGAAACCACUGUGGACACAUCACAAUUGGUACCAGAACAGACUAUGAUACAUACUUACAAUGUCCAGAGACAAAGAACAAUGAGUGAGCCAGUGAAUGAAGCUUUCAUGAAUAAACCUUUGCAACCUAGGAAGUAUGACAAGCAGCAAAUUUCUGACAAUUUAAAUGAGAAGCCUUUGCAUGUAAGUGGCUUUAAUGUUGCCAAAGAUAUAAUGGAAUUGAUUAAAUACAGACAAAGGUCACUUAUUCCACAACCAUCACCAUUUUACAAGUACAAAUUCCCAGUCCCUUCUCCACAGUUAAAAGGCAUCAAGUUCAGAAUUGAUGAGGAAGAAAGAAGCGGAUGUCAGUUAAAGGAAGUCAGAAUGCACCCUAAAGAUGCCCGUAAGUACAGUCUGCUCAAGAUUGGUACAGAGGUGGUCAAACUCCAGAAUCUCAGUGAUGAACAUGUAGAACAGAUUCAGGAACAAUUAAAACUUUGCCAAGAAGUAGCUGGUGUUCCACCGCCUCUGAGAGAGGUCAAAGUUGCUGAUAUUCCUGCUGCCAAUAAAUCUCUAAUAGCAGAUCUCCUAUCUGCUGAAGACAGCCCUCUGAGCAAAAGUCAGGUCUUCCCUCAGGGGGGCCACCAUUUUAACUCUCAGUUGCCGAUGUCCGAGGUAAAUCAGCAUUUGAAUCCUCAUUUACAGAGAUCUGAGGUCGACCGGCAUUUGAACCCUAAAUUGCAAACGUCCGAGGUGGACCAGCAUUUGAACCCUCAGUUACAGCAAGAGAAUCAACAAGGUCAGUGCUCUGAAAACCAGCAAGGUGAAAACAAUGAUGUGGCAAAUGCUCAGUUAAAAAAUGGGGACGAUGAGUCAGGGGAUAAGUCAAGAAAGCAGAAGCGAACUCCAACAAGCCAAAGAAAACAGAACAGCAUGUUUGGUAGGAACAUCUCCAGCGUACCCCAUCUGAAGAAAUAUAGACAGGGAUUUCAGUACUUUGGGAAAGGUAUCGUUGGUAGAGGAUCACAUACUCCACAUUUGAAGGUUAGGCAGAAUAACCCAGGCCUUCCCAAGGAGUUUGAAGAUAAUGGUGAUAUUGUAAUUAAAGAUGUGAGUCUAACCGAAGCAUCUGAUGGUACACUUACACCCAUAAAAUCUAGGACACCUAUAGCUGGAAGAAGUCCUGCUCAUUGCGGAGGUGUUCCAAAUGCUGAAGCCGAGAGUGAGCUUAGUGACUAUGGAAUGGAUUUAAAUCAGUCUGGGAAUAGCCAGAUAUUUAACGAAAUAGGUGUGCUUAAUGAUGAUGUAGCUGUUGAAAAUAAUUCAGAAGCAGAAAAUUCAGGUGAGGAUGUAGAUAUUGCUGAUGGCUGUGAUAAAGACAACUGUGAAGAGAAAGUUGAUAUCAACAAAGAAGCAAAGAAUGAAAGCCAAGAUUCAGUAGAAGAACCAAUUGAUGAUAUAGUUGAUAUAAAGACAGAACUUAAUUUAGAUAGUGACUCCUGUGAGAAGAUAUCAGUAGGAGAUGGUAGAUUUGGGGUAAAGGAAGAAAACGAUUUGCCAAUUAAAUGUGGAAAUACACUUUCUGAUUUCAAUAUAACUUCUGAUAAAGACAAUGAUGACUUUAAUUUGGUUCUAAGUGUAAAAAACUCCCUUGUUGCCAAGGCAUUAAACAGUCGAAAAAAUGAAAGGAAUGCAAGUUAUGAUGAGAGAGAUGGAGUAUAUCCUGAACAUGGAGUAUUAAAGAAAGAAAAACUGAUAUUGGAUAAGGUGAUAUCAAGAUCUCGUUCCAGUAGUAUGGGCAGUGUGUCAAGUAUGUCAAGGUCAAGGAGAAACUCUUUAAUAAGUGGAGAAGAAAGUGCUAUGGACACUGUUAGUUCAAGGUCAUCGAAACGGAGAAAGAGUAGUGACAAUAGUGAUUCUAACAAAACUGGAUCGAAAAGAAGUAAAAGAGUUUUAAGUUCAAAUUCUGCAACAUCUUCUAGAAGGGGUUCGAGGUGUUCAAGUGUUGAAAAAGGGGCAGGUGAUAAAAAAAAGACUAAGUGUAAGAGUAAGAAAUCUAACUAUAGAUAUGAUUCUGAUUCAGAUGGAAUACCUGGUGUGGAUUAUAUUGUGACUAACAAAUUCAAGGGACAGAAGGAAUUACGUGUAGUUGUGAACAAACUGGAUGUUGGUAAUCUUGAUGAAAAUUCUAUGCAUGAAUCAAAAUUGAAUGGUUACAAUAAAUGUAAACAGAAUAAAGAUCUUGUUGAGAGUGUUAAUGAAAAUCUUGAUGGUGUAAAAUCAGAAAGAACUUGUAACAAGGCAGUGACAGGGUUUUCUGCAGAGUUUGAAAAGUUUUUAGCAGCUAAACAGAAAUUUACCAUUGAAACAGACUCUGAUACUGAAGACAAUGAUACUUCCGAAAAAAACUCUGACAACGAUAAAGAGAAAAGUGUCACUGUUAAUCAGGAUAAUCCUUCUACCUUGGACAAUUCAACUUCCUCUUCAGCUGUUGUUAUACUAGACACAAAGAACAACCAAACACUUGUUAUAGAAGAAGUGGAAUCAUCUGAUGAGGGUCACACCAAUAGAAGAAGUGUGUGCCAAUCCAGAAAGCAAGCUGAUCGGCCAGAUUUGCACAUUAACUCAGGUGAGUGUCUGUCAGUCUGCCCCAGUUUAUGUUCUUGUUCAAGCUGUUGCAAAUUCACUAAUUCUAACAGUAAUGUUUCUUCCUUGACAGGGAUCAAAGAUAUAUCUAGUUCAAGUGAAGAGGAGAGUGAACUAGAGUCAGUUAAAGUAGCCUUUGGGUCUAGAAGUCUUGAAAAUUUUAACAAAAAGAAAAAGAAAACGCCAAACAAGAAACAUGAUGGUAGAGCAUUUGUAACAAAAAGGCGAAAGCGUACAAAAUCAUCAAGACCUACCAAGUUAAUGUGUACCCUGUCAGUUUUACAUGAUGCUACAAUGGAAAAACUUACAUCUCAGAAGUUUAGCGACAUUGACACAUCAUCUUCCAACCAAUCACCAAUGAAAAGUAGGGACACUGCAUCCGAUUCUGACAGCUCAUUUAGGCCAUUUGUAACUUUACCAGAUUAUGAAACGUACAAUGACAGGUCAGAUGAUCAUCAAGCUGUGUUUGAAGACACCAUGUACAAGCUAGCUUAUCUCUCCCCUCCUCCACCUGACAAGGACUGUGAUUCACCACCAAGACCAUUAACUCCUGCAGAUUUGAUACAAUUUGGUGCUACUUUAGAUCUGAAAAACAGCAGUAGAAACUUGGAACAAAAAGUUGAACAAAAUGGCCAAAAUUUGGUGGAGGUAAGGGAACAGAAAUUGUCUAUCACGGAUAUUCUUAAAAAUAUGCAUGAGGGUGAUACAAAAGAUGCAAGUCAAGCUGAUGACAGGAAUGUUACUGCUCCUGGAACGCCAAGUAAAAUUGCCAUUGCUAAAACUACAAAUAUCACUUUACAAGAUAUAAAGUCAUUCUGUCAAGCUGAAAUAGAAAAUGAAAUGAACAAUGACUUAUCUUCUCCUGUGUUAGAGUGUAUAAGUAAUGAACAUUACCAAAAGACUGAACCUGACAAUGAAGUUUGUGAUAUGGAUGUAGUAAACAAUACACCUCCAGAUCUUGGUCCACCAGUUCUAGUUGAAGAAAAACAAGAUGAAAGAAAGCUUGAUGAUAGUAGUCCACCACCUUAUCUUACUCCAAACAGGCAAAUAUCUGCAAGUGAUGAAGAAAAUGAGAACUCUGAAGAAGAAAGUGAUGCAGAGAUAAAAUCAGGAUUAAACUAUUCUGGAAAAGGCAGAGCACCUCCAUUUUUAAUUCCAUGUAGAUCUCCAAGGGUUUCGGGAAUGUCACCCAGAGGAUAUUCUAGUCCGAGAGUUGCUAAACUCAGUGAAUGCGACACUCUUGAAUUCAGUCGAACAGGGGAAUUUGAAUCAAGUAAAAUGAGACUGGGAAGAUCUCCAGGUGCUUGCAGUUCCGUUGGUUCCAUCAAUGUAAUACACAGUGAAGAAUUUAGUGACAUUAGCGAUGAAAAUGACUUAGAUGAUGAAGGGCAUAGCUACAGACAUAGGCAGAGAAGUGGUAAUCAUGUUAGAAGGCAUGUUAGUCAUGAUCCAUCUGCAGACUUGUUUGAUUUGCCAGAUAAUAGUGAAGCGGAGAGGCAAAAGCAUGAUAUUCAUGAAAAAGAAAGAAAGCUGAGAGAAAUCAAAGAAUUUGAGCAAAGAAUGAGAAAGAAAGGGGAUGAAAAUAGAAAUAACAUAUUUGAUAUCAUGAAUUCAGAGCAAUCUCAUGAAACAAGUAAGAAAACUCAACAUGGGGACUUGAAUGGACAUAUUCAAUCUUAUAGCAAUGAUUUUUCCUUCCAUAAUAAUCAAGCAGUUUCUCAGUCAGUCUUAAGUGACAGUUCUGUUAUAAAGAGAUUAAAAAUGUAUCGUGCUCAAACAGGAAGAGAAUUGGAUUUAAAAAGGAUAUCUUCUAACCUGUUUUCAUCAAAUGUCACAGCAAAGAGGGGAAAUAAUGCAUCUUAUGAUGCAAUGAAUUGCUCAGCAAAUCUUCUCAAUGGGGGGUUGUUUCAUGGAAACCUUGAAAACCAAAAAACACAUAGAAAUGGUGAAUAUCAUAGAUCGUUGUCUCAGAGUGAUGCUAAGGAUGAACAAAUCCAAAGUUUGACACAUGUGAAUGGAUUUGUUGAACAAAAGCAAGAUCCAAGAGAGCUUUUUCAUCACAGAGGUAAUUCUCAGAUAGGCUUAGUAAAUUCUGUACCAUACCAUCGUAGCAACUCUUUUGACAAUUGUAGAACAGGGAAUAACAGCUCAAAUCCGAGUAUUAAAGAUCUCAGUGGACAUAGUAGAGACUUGUUUGAGAGUUCUUCUGAAGUUACCUCUGCACACAAGGGUUUUUCAAGCCUUAGGUUUUGUAGAUCUCUGUCAGAUUCAUCAGCUAGAUCUGAAUACAGCAUUGUGCAUAGCCAUAGAGUAAAUGAGUCCAUUUUGAAAUGUGUCAACAACUUAGCACAAAGAAGCAGUCCUACAAAGACAUGUGCUAGUCAGGUAAAUGGAGAUCAUGAUGUGCCAUUUGUUUCAUACGGAAGUGGUGAGGGAAGGAAAAAAUCAAAUCAGGGUGGAAAAGCUCAACAGUCAUCUAGCUCAAAUACAGCACAAUCAGGAAAUCAAAGACUUGGGUCUAGUCAGGAAUCAUCAGAAUUAGGCAGCAAUGAUCGUGGCCAAGGAUAUCUUACAAAACCAAGGGUAGAAGAAGAGGGCGGCCAUAUUUGUCAUGUGAUCACACCAACAAUCCCUCCUCCUUCAAGAGAGAGUAUUCAGGAAUCGGCCAAUCUGCAUGGCUUGUCAGCUGUCCGGCACAUUAAUGCUUUUUAUGGAAACCACAGGGACGUGCCUGAGAAACCGAGGGAGGGAGGUGGUCGCGUGAUAAAGAUCCCAUCCUCGCUGGUAUCUGAAUUAGAAGAGUUUGAGCCAACCUGUCUGUCUGUCCAAGGAUUAAGGCACUGGAGAGAGGCCGCAUGUUCUACCAGCCAGCUGUCAUUUUCCCAGACUGGUGCACAAGAUUUGCUCCAGAAACUGCAACAAGAGCCUGCACUCAGAUAUGCAAUCACAGGUGACCAGUCUGUGAUUAUUACACCUUGCUUACUACCUCCAUCUAUGAAGAGCAUCAAAUUAUGGAACAAGGGACGACAAAUUUACACUGACAUUAAACAUAAGAAAAAUGAAAUUAAAGAUUCAAAUCAUGCAAACGGAAAACAAAUUUCUGAAGUUAAAACAAAGAAGCAAUUGGAACAUAAAGACACUGAAAAAAGUGAAACACAGGAGAAGAAGAAAGGAAGCUAUAGAUUAAAUAUGUUCACUGGAAAACGAGAAUGGAAUAGUCAAUCAGACUCCAUAAGUCCUCAAUCUAGUCAAGAAGGUGAGAGGAAUAAAGAUACUAACAAGAGAAACAAGAUGGAUACCCAAGAAUACCAACAGGCCAAGAAAGCUGGCAACCAAUAUACUCCAGAGUCUAAGAAAGCCAAAACUGACAAUUUUACCCCAAUUAAAGCUGUGGAGAAAUCUGCUGAAACACCAGAAAGCAGUCAACCAACUGAUGAGCACAGCCAAACAGAAGACACAAAUAUUUUGCACAGUACGCCAAUGUUACGACGACAGUCUACAGAUCUUUUUGAGUCAGAAUAUACGCCCAUUGCUGGUAGUCGUGAGCCUGAACUCUCUCAAGAUGAUAGUAAAGAUGAGCGUGAAUGUCAAGGGGAGUUUGUGACACCAAAGAGGAUACGCCCACUGAGACGCCUGUCAACAAAUACGGAGACAACUCUCAGGAGGGCAAUACUGUCAACGCAGAUGAAGCAGCAGUAUGGCACACCUUCCCUACAAAGGAGAGACACAUCUCAGAUAGAGGGCCCUUCACUGAAGAACUCCUUUGGCUUCAGACACAGCCAGCAAAACCUGCAAGAUGCCAAGGCACUUCAUGAGUUCCAAUAUCUUACCAUACUGAGUGUGGAGGUUCAUGCUGAGAGCCGCGGGGACCUUAUGCCUGACCCUGAACAUGACCCCUUGAUUGCCAUCUUCUACUCAAUCUUUAAUGAUGUCCCUGCAGAAAGGGGAACUAGGCAGGAAACCGGUGUUCUCAUUGUUCACCCUGAGUCGGCCAAUCAGCAGUCUGGAGACAAAGUAUCAACCAAUCAGAAAGAAAGUAACCAAAUGGGAUCUUCCCAUAAACCUCAGGCAGGAUCAUCAACAGAUCAGAAACAAUCUGCACCAUCCAAUAAGACAUCACCAGGAAUAAAAGAUUCUGAUCCCAAAAAGUAUGAAAUGACCUUGUUAGAGAAAUCGGGCUUUCUUGGUGUGAAAGUGACAUAUGUCCAGGAUGAAAUGGAACUGUUGACAACAUUUAUAGAUCUAGUUCUCAACUGGGAUGCAGACAUCUUGGUUGGCUGGGAGAUACAACAGCUAUCCUGGGGCUACCUUCUACAAAGGGCAUCCACCCUUGGGCGCAACCUCUCCCAGGCCCUGUCCCGCCUGCCCGACGCCCGACAGGCAUCCCAUCAUUCAGCAAAGAAGGAUGAGUAUGGGGCCGACCACAUGUCUGAGAUUCACAUUGCUGGCCGCAUAACACUCAACCUCUGGAGGCUGCUCAGACAUGAGGUGACAUUGAACAUCUACAGUUUUGAGAAUGUGGCAUUCCAUGUGUUACACAGACGGAUCCCACUCUACCCCUUCCGUAGUCUCACAAGCUGGUUCAAACACAGAACUCAUCUCCACAGGUGGAAGGUAUUGUCACACUAUAUGACCCGUGCGAAGGCCAACCUGGAGCUGCUGGAUCAGCUCGAUGUGGUUGGCCGUACCAGUGAGUUUGCCCGAGUGUUCGGCAUCGAGUUCUACCAUGUACUCUCCAGGGGAUCACAGUACCGGGUAGAAUCCAUGAUGUUAAGAGUGGCCAAGCCCAUGAACUACAUCCCUGUGUCGCCCAGUGUGCACCAGCGGGCUCGGAUGAAGGCUCCGGAAUGUAUUGCUCUCACCCUAGAGCCGGAAUCUCGGUUCUACACAGACCCAGUCGUUGUGGUGGAUUUUCAGUCCCUCUACCCUUCCAUCAUGAUCGCCUACAACUACUGCUUCUCCACAUGUCUUGGACGCCUCAACUGCCUCAACAAGGCUCAUGAAGGUGCAAUAGAUUUUGGCUGCACAUCUCUAAGUCUAGAUCCAGCUGUCAUAAAGAAACUGAGUGGGAAGGUGUCUGUGUCGCCCAACGGUGUGGUGUUCUGUACACAGGAGGUGAAGAGAGGGGUCAUAUCAGUGAUGGUAGAAGAGAUCCUGAAAACCCGACUGAUGGUGAAGAAAGCCAUGGGCAAUUACAAGGGAGACAAGACACUGAGUCGAAUGUUGAAUGCCCGACAGCUUGGUCUGAAGCUUAUUGCCAAUGUGACAUACGGCUAUACGGCAGCCAACUACUCCGGGCGUAUGCCGUGUAUCGAGGUCGCCGAUAGCAUUGUACGCAAGGCUCGGGAGACACUGGAGCGCUCUAUAAAGCUUGUGGAGGAGACCCCUCGCUGGAGAGCAAAGGUCGUGUAUGGUGACACUGACAGUAUGUUCAUUCUGCUGAAGGGGCGUAGCAAGGAGGAGGCAUUUAAGAUAGGCCAGGAGAUUGCACGGACAGUCACAGAGAUGUUCCCUAAACCCAUCAAACUCAAGUUUGAAAAGGUGUACCUGCCAUGCGUUCUGCAGACCAAGAAGCGUUAUGUGGGCUUCAUGUACGAGACGCCCGACCAAAAGGAGCCCGUAUACGACGCCAAGGGCAUAGAGACAGUUCGCCGGGAUACAUGUUCUGCUGUCUCCAAGAUCCUGGAGAGGUCCAUCAAGGUGUUGUUUACACAGCGUGAUGUGUCAGAGGUAAAGGCAUACGUUCUGCAGCAGUGUCAGCGCGUCAUGGAAGGUAACGUCUCCCUCAAGGAUUUUAUCUUCGCUAAGGAGUACCGCGGAAUGUCUGGCUACAAGCCUGGAGCAUGUGUGCCUGCUUUGGAGAUUGCAAAGAAGAAGGUGAGAUCCGACUGUCGCUCGGAGCCACGAGUGGGUGAACGUGUGCCGUACCUGAUUGUGUACGGGAGCCCGGGCUUGCCCCUCAUCCAGCUGGUUCGGACCCCAGGUGAGGUCCUCGCUGACCCAGCCCUCCGUCUCAACGCCACAUACUACAUCACAAAGCAGAUUCUCCCUCCUCUAGGCCGAUUUUUGUCUCUUCUUGGGGUGGAUGUGUUCUCAUGGUAUCAGGAAAUGCCUCAUUCUGCAGGGAAAGUUUCUACUAACACUAUUGGUACAGAGCAAAAAAAGGGCACAAUAUCUCAGUACUUUGCCACAAGCAGCUGUCCAGUGUGUGAGACCCAGACGAAGACGCCAAUAUGUCGGAACUGUAUGUCUGACCCCCAGCUGGUGUGUGUCACGCUGAAUGAGCGAAUCACACGAUGGGAGAGGGUCUACACACAUGUCCUCCAGGUAUGUGGCACAUGUAUUGGCAGCCAGGAGGUGGGAACUAUCAACGCUUGUGUGUCCUUAGACUGUCCGAUUCUCCACCGACGUUCCCGGGCUGCCAACGAUGUAAGCAGAGCCCAGAGUUACAGGGAUAUUCUCAACAAAGUGUUUACGUGAGAGAUGUUUUCAAAAUGCCUAUGUGUCCCUAGACUGUCCGAUUCUCUACCAAUGUUCCCGGGUCGCCAACGAUGUAAGCAGAGCCCAGAACAGGGAUAUUCUCAACAAAGUGUUCAAGUGAGGGAUGAUCUCAAUGUAACUGUGUGUCCCUAGACUGUCCGAUUCUUGCAGGCCACCAACAAUUCAAGCAGAGCUGAAGAGCUAAGGAGAUGUUCUCAACAAAGUGUUCAAGUGAGAGGUGUUUUCAAAAUGCAUGUGUAUCUCCAAACUGUUUUUACUUCUACCAACGAACAUGGUUUAACGCCUAUUUGUCUCUAUACUGUUUGAUCCCCUACCCACAAAUAAUGUAACCAGGGCUCAGAUCUACAGGAAUAUACUGAACAAAGUGAUUGGAUGAGAGCUGUUUUCAAAGGGCUUGUGUGCCCAUUAACUCCUCUACAGGCGUUUUGGGGUGGCCAACAAUUUACCCAGAACACAAAGCUACGGGGAUACGCUAUUCAAGGUGUUGUGGGGAAAGCUGGUCAAUGCCUGCAUAUAUAGACUGUCUUAUCCUCUACCAGCAAACCUGAGCUGCCAACCUUGUAACCAGAGCUCAGAACAAUGGGAUAUACUUAAUAAGGUGUUUAGAUAAAAAAUUGAUCAACGCCUGUGUGACUCUUAACUAUCUCUACUCAUGAAUCUGGGCAGCCAACAUCAGCAAAGCCCAGUAUUACAGGAUAUUCUCAGCUUGAUGUUCAGAUGAGAGCUUGAUGUUUUCUCUGGCAUGUGACUGUUUUUCUGACAUGCAGAUAUUUCUUAGGCGGUUGGCUGUUCAGUAAGUGUUAAAGACAUGGAUUAAAUUUGAUUUCUGAAAUCAAAGUUUUCCAAUGAAGGAUGGAAUUAAAGUGGAUAUUGUUGAACGCCAAAUUCAAUUGGCUUGCAAAGAUCGAAGAUAUCAUUUCAGCUUUCUCAUUUACACACAUAAAAGUUUAUUGUGCUACAAGUGUUUCUUGAAUUUGUAUAAGUCAAGAGUCCAGGGAUUUGUAAUGAGGUGUCAUGGUUGGGAAUAAUGAUGUAGUUGUUCAAUACAUACAUUGUGCAGUAGAAACUAACAAGCUAUUUGGCAAAAAGAAUGUCAAAAUUACUAUAACUUUUAUAGAUGAUAUAAGAUUUACAGAGGGACUUUUUUAUGUUUAUUGUAAAACGUGUAGUGCCAUUUUUAUGGCCCUUCUGCUGACUGGUUUGUUGUUUGAUGUUAGAUCUUAACAAAUACAGAAUCGAAGUAGUGGGUUAGUUAUUGUAUGAAAAAUAUUGAAAUUCUGUGCCAUAUUUUGAAUGCUUCCUUCAUCAAGUUCAUGUUUAACAAUGCAAAUACCGGGGGUAUAUGUUUCAAAUGUUUUGUUUUAUGUUUGACAACAUAGAAAUGGGACAACAACAAAAUAAAGCGAAGUAAAGGUGUCCCCUCGGUUUUCAUUCCUCAUUGCUGGUGUCUACCUGAAAAAAAAUGACUAGAAACUAUGCGAUCAAUUUACUAAAUUUGUCUGAAUUUGAGUUACGAUCACAAAUGAAUGUGCUUAAUUGUAUGCAGGAGAUCUGUUGAUAAUGCAUAUUUAUUUCUGUUUAUGUCUUGUGCUUGUCUGUGAUCAAUGAAGUAUUUAUAGAAUAUUCUCUUACACCAUGCAGUUAACAAUCAUUGUAUUUUAUGGUGUAGUUCUGCAUACUUCAUUUGUUAGCUGGUCUGUUAAUGAAAUGAAGAAAUUCAAGGUAAUGGUUUGUGAAAGCCUUGAUUCGACAUUGUUGCUGGCAUUGAUGGCAGCAGUGUUGUCGGCUUGAAAAAACUUUACCUUUGGCCAUAACAGUUAAACACACAAAAAGUAUUCAAGAUAUGUAAGUGAAACGCUGCGCUCUUAUUUCAUUAGAAUCACUCAUUUCAUUGUCAUUCUAAAUGAUCUCAAAGAGACUUGCGCAUUUAUUGUAAACAUUUCAAUUUUAUAACCAUCAUGGUAUGAAUGCCUAAUGGUUCAUCAUUCAUCACCCCAAUACAAGAACAUAUAAGUGUGUUUAAAAGUACUGUGUAAAAUCACCACUGUUAUUGCAUUAAGGUGAGAGUAUAUUUUGAGAAGUUUUUACUUGUCUAACAAUUAUUUUUCCGAGCAACAAUAUAUAUAAGAUGCUUGCCUGUAUUUUUUCUAAAAAAUGUAAGCGGACGGAAUAACUGGCUGGGAGCCCAAAUCCUUGCUACAUGACGCUGCGAUUUUCACAGCUGAACAUAUUUUUGUGCUGCUUUUCAUUAUUGGGAUACUGGUACACUUAAAAAGUCAAUAUGGCAUCACUAUUUUUUUUUUAUUAUUUCAUAGAUAUACUCAAACAUGCAUACAUGUAUGUUAGAACUUUGCUCAACGAUCAGAACAUGCUAGAGUUGACAAUUGUGUUGAUGUCAACCUUUCACGAAAAUAAGCACUCCAUUAACAGAAGGUAUUGAUAGGGAUGAUGAAAUGCAGGAUUUGUCCUCACAUCAGGAUUAAGACUUCAAUUUCAGACUAUCGUACAUUUGUUAAGUUUGUUGUUGUUUUUGGCCAGUAGGUAUUAAAAACAGUAAAAAAAACACCUUAAAAUGGAUAUAAAUCAAAUCAUUGGAAACCAUUUGAAGAGGAGUCUAAAUUAACCGAGAUUCAGAUCUGAAACCCUUAUUCUAAAAUAAUUUACGGAUACUCGGUCCACUUAAACCCCGGUUUCACGGAUUUUCAGUCCGCUAUCAUCUGUGUUGUGAUACAUUUAUAACAUACUCUGUAUCUUUUGUAUGAGAAUUUGAUAGACUGCAAGUAAGUGUGUUGUGUUAUAAGAAAGGAAUAAAGCAGUUGAAAUGCUUAUUUGAAAUCAUAUAAGUUAUCUUAUAUUCUGUAUUUGGUCAAUAAGAUUGACCAUAUUUUUAUUUUUUUAAGGAUGUCCUCAUAUAUCACUUUUAAAAAACCCUUACAUUGUUGCUUGUGUUCUUUAUUUGUUUACAUGUUUAAUUCAUCCGCUUGCUAAAGAUAGUGCUAGUUAGUAAAAUCAUGUUUAUAAAUGUACCUGGUUGUUGUGAUCUUGUUAUCAAAAUUGUACAUUCUUAGGCAUGGCUUAUUUAAAUCAUUUAGUGAAUUUUGUUUUUUAAGCUAAAAGUCUUACUUUACAUUGAAUGCUCAAUUUUCAGUGAAGUGUUUUUUGUGAAAAGAUUUGUAACCACUUAGAUCUUUUUAGCAAGACAUGCAUGUAUAUGCAUGUUAUAUUUUGUAGUGCUAGAGCGUCAUAACUCCAUAUAAAAAUAGGAGAAGUUAUGGGUCUUGCGUCGAGCCAUCCGGUCACCAUACACAUAUGAAUCUGUUGUUGAAGCAUGUAUAUAGGUUUAAAAUAUAUUAGUUAAUUUUGCUGGAUGAGAGUUAAGAGGUUCUGUGUAACAUUAAAUAAAACAGUAAAUAGAACCUUUCAACUUUCAUCCCUUUGUUCUCAGGGAGAAUUAUUGUACUAUUUUAUACCCAUGUGCAUUAAAAUUUCAGUGUAAUAUCUUGUAUAUAUAGCUUUCUCUUAUAAUUAUGUGUACCUGUAUGAUAUGUUCCAAGAACACUGUGUAUAGACGUAUGUACAUGGGUGAUGGUUUCUUAUUUUAAUACUGAACUUAGUAUAUAUAAUAUUUCUCAUGUAUUGUAAAAAAUGGCAUUUUAGUAAUGAAACACCCUAUUUUAAACUUUCACCCAUGUAUGUGCUUAAUUCUUUUUAAAAAUGAACUAUUCAAAUAAUAUUGUGCCAAGCACCAACACCUUAGAGUCUAGUUGUUUCAGAUUAUAUUUAUGUUGUUAGUGUCUUUAAAUGUUAGCUCAAUUUAUAGCAGUGUUAGUAGUGAUUGGCUUGUUCUCCUUAGUAACGAAAUGUUCCCUUAGUUUUGUAUCAGGCAGGUCUCUAUGAACAUUUCUUGGUAUGUGUUUUGCAAUGGCAUGGAAUUAUUAUAAUGUAAAUGUUAGGACUCGGAAUUCAUACUUUUUUGUUUGUAAAGAAAAUACAUAAUUUGUAAAUUUUUUGUUGACUUUGUUUACCACAAGGAUAUAAAGGGCAUUGUGUCCACGCAAUAUUUCGUGUACAGUACGGAGAAUAUUCAUUUGAUAAUAGUCAUUUAUUGAUUUAUGGCAUUUUCCACAUUUCACUUGUUUUGAUUUUGUUAUAUUAUUUAACGAGUAAUUUCUCAACAAUUCUGUAUAUGUUAAAUUAUUAUCUCUUGUUUUUUAUUUGUGUUAAUAUGUUUAAUGAAACGUGUUGCAUGUCUGUUUUUUAAUUGUUUUAUACUCAGAGGGUAUCGUUGUACUUUAAUAUGAUGAACAUGAAUAAAAACAUAAA